UACAGUUCGUAAAGUUCUCGAGUGAGAGGGCAGCGAAGGUUCCGGGGUGAGAUUGUCCCCAAGACUUCCAAUUCGCUUUUACUCUCGGGUGAAGUGGUUAAAGCGGAAUGGUGGAGACUGUAGUGAAAAAAUUUAACUAAAUAUUUGGGAGCGAUUUCACUCUGCGUAAGACAUCUCAAGACUUGUAGUUCCACUCCGGGGAACGGACUCGCCGGGACUGACAGCUGCCGGAAGUGAGGCUGCGCGGAAUGGCCGCCGCUGCGACCAUGGCCGCAGCCGCCCGGGAGCUGGUAUUGCGAGCUGGGGCCUCGGAUAUGGAAGAGGAGGAGGGCCCGCUGGGGGGUGGUCCUUGUCUUCAGGAACCAUUGCAACUUGGAGAGUUGGACAUCACCUCUGAUGAAUUCAUCCUGGAUGAAGUAGAUGUUCACAUUCAGGCAAAUCUGGAGGAUGAAUUAGUAAAGGAAGCUCUUAAAACGGGUGUGGAUCUCCGUCACUAUUCAAAGCAGGUUGAACUGGAGCUACAACAGAUUGAACAGAAGUCCAUUCGGGAUUAUAUCCAAGAGAGUGAGAACAUAGCAUCUCUGCACAACCAGAUCACAGCCUGCGAUGCUGUUCUAGAGCGCAUGGAACAGAUGUUGGGGGCUUUUCAGAGUGACCUCAGUUCCAUCAGCUCGGAGAUCCGGACACUGCAGGAGCAGUCUGGAGCCAUGAACAUUCGACUUCGGAACCGCCAGGCAGUUCGUGGGAAACUUGGGGAGCUUGUUGAUGGCCUGGUAGUGCCCUCUGUGCUGGUCACGGCAAUUCUGGAAGCACCAGUGACAGAGCCCAGGUUCCUGGAACAGCUGCAGGAGCUCGAUGCCAAGGCAGCUGCGGUUCGAGAGCAGGAAUCUAGAGGCACAGCAGCCUGCGCUGACGUCAGAGGCGUGCUUGACAGGCUCCGGGUCAAGGCAGUGACGAAGAUCCGCGAGUUCAUCCUUCAGAAGAUUUAUUCCUUCAGAAAACCAAUGACCAACUAUCAGAUCCCCCAGACGGCUCUGCUGAAGUACAGGUUCUUCUAUCAAUUCCUGCUGGGCAAUGAACGAGCAACAGCGAAGGAGAUCAGGGAUGAAUAUGUGGAGACACUGAGCAAGAUCUACCUGUCUUACUACCGCUCUUACUUGGGGCGCCUCAUGAAGGUCCAGUACGAGGAAGUUGCUGAGAAGGAUGACCUAAUGGGUGUGGAAGAUACAGCAAAGAAAGGGUUCUUCUCGAAGCCAUCCCUCCGCAGCAGGAACACUAUCUUCACCCUGGGUACCCGGGGCUCUGUCAUCUCCCCCACGGAACUGGAGGCCCCCAUCCUGGUGCCCCACACCGCCCAGCGGGGAGAACAGAGGUACCCAUUUGAGGCGCUCUUCCGCAGCCAGCACUACGCCCUCCUAGACAACUCCUGCCGUGAAUAUCUUUUCAUCUGUGAAUUCUUUAUUGUGUCUGGCCCAGCUGCUCACGACCUCUUCCAUGCUGUCAUGGGCCGCACACUCAGCAUGACGCUGAAACAUCUGGAGUCCUAUCUCGCAGACUGUUACGAUGCCAUUGCUGUUUUUCUGUGUAUCCACAUCGUCCUCCGAUUCCGCAACAUUGCAGCAAAGAGGGAUGUUCCUGCCCUGGACAGGUACUGGGAACAGGUGCUUGCUUUGCUGUGGCCACGGUUUGAACUUAUCCUGGAGAUGAAUGUCCAGAGUGUCCGAAGCACUGACCCUCAGCGCCUUGGGGGACUGGAUACUCGGCCCCACUAUAUCACGCGCCGAUAUGCAGAGUUCUCCUCUGCCCUGGUGAGCAUCAAUCAGACAAUUCCCAAUGAGCGAGCGAUGCAGCUUCUGGGACAACUACAGGUGGAAGUGGAGAACUUUGUCCUCCGUGUGGCAGCUGAGUUCUCCUCAAGGAAGGAGCAGCUUGUGUUUCUGAUCAACAACUAUGACAUGAUGCUGGGUGUGCUGAUGGAGCGGGCUGCAGAUGACAGCAAAGAGGUUGAGAGUUUCCAGCAGCUGCUCAAUGCUCGGACACAGGAAUUCAUUGAAGAAUUGCUGUCUCCUCCUUUUGGGGGCCUGGUCACAUUUGUGAAAGAGGCUGAGGCAUUGAUUGAGCGUGGACAGGCUGAGCAACUUCGAGGGGAAGAAGCCCGGGUUACUCAGUUGAUCCGUGGGUUUGGUAGUUCCUGGAAAUCAUCGGUGGAGUCUCUGAGUCAGGAUGUAAUGCGGAGCUUCACCAACUUCAGAAAUGGAACCAGUAUCAUCCAGGGAGCAUUGACCCAGCUGAUCCAGCUCUAUCAUCGCUUCCACCGGGUACUGUCUCAGCCCCAGCUGCGAGCCCUCCCUGCGCGGGCCGAGCUCAUCAACAUUCACCACCUUAUGGUGGAGCUCAAGAAGCACAAGCCCAACUUCUGAUGUGCUGGACCUGGGAUCCACCAUGGACUUUUGUACUCCAUUCCAUAACCUCCUUACCUGGGGUCUCCCUUCGAGUUCUCACCUUGCCUCCCAGGUCCUUGACACGCCUCAGCCUGCUUUCAUCCUCGGGAUCCUGCCUCAUUAGGACAUCUUGGAUCUCUUGGCUGUCUGAAUCUCCCAGAGUCUUCAGGUUCCCCAGAACUACUUCCCCCUGGAAUUCCAAAAUGACCUUUAUUAUUUUCCUAAUUUUUUUCAACCCCUCUUCCCUCUACCUCCUAUUCCUCAUACCCUCAAGGCUGUUUUCUUUCCCCAGUAAAACCUUUACUUCCUCCACCUCUUGUUCCCUCAACUCUUGUCUCCAUGUCCUAUGCUGUGAAGCCUCAACUUAUGGAAUUGGUGGCAAGGGGAGAUUGCCUUGUGGAUGUUGAGUUUGUUUAUUUUCACUCAGUGGAUUUCCUUUCUGUAGCUUAUUGACCUAAGAUCUCAGCAAUGUGAACACUAACCAAUCCCCGCCUGGUUUGAGAGUUACUCCAAGGUCAGUCUGCAGAGAACAAUAAAUAUUUAAUAUGACAUAACACU
Molecule: messenger RNA, 2999 nt
Organism: Talpa occidentalis (Iberian mole)
Lineage: Eukaryota; Metazoa; Chordata; Mammalia; Eulipotyphla; Talpidae
Gene: VPS52
Product: VPS52 subunit of GARP complex
Exons: 20
Coding region: 249-2420 (723 amino acids)
Biological process (GO): Golgi to vacuole transport; lysosomal transport; endocytic recycling
Cellular component (GO): GARP complex
Molecular function (GO): syntaxin binding
Source: RefSeq, a predicted model, not a curated record